UAAAAAUUGAUAAUAUUUAUUUACUAUUCAACAGGAUAUUAUCGCGUUAACUAUGAUGAUGAAAAUUGGCGAAAAAUUUCAAGUUAUUUAAAAUCAGAUAAUUGCACGAAAAUUCAUGUUCUUAAUCGUGCCCAAAUAAUCGAUGAUGCAUUUCAUUUAAUGAUAGCAGGCCAACUCAAAGCCUCUAUAUUCUGGGAUCUCACAGAGUAUUUGCAUCGAGAAGAAGAUUAUGUGGCAUGGUAUCCUAUGUUUAAAGCUAUGGAAUACGUAUAUGGUGCCAAUACUCAUCGUGUAUGGGAAAACAUGGAGGGAUAUAUUACGACGAGAGUAAGAUACAUUUUACGCGCGCUACUUGAAAGAAUCAAAUAUGAAGAAAUUGAUGAUACAGACCAACUUAGAAUAUGUUUACGACAAGAAGCUGCAAGAUGGGCAUGUUUUCUCGAUGACCUUAAUUGUAAGGAAGUAGCCAACAGGAAAUUAGAACAUCAUCUCUUAGAUCCUACAAAACACAAACUUUUGCCAUGGUGGCAGGAAUGGACAUAUUGUAACGGUUUGAAAACAAUUACCAACAAAAGACUUGGCAAUUAG
This is a messenger RNA of Nylanderia fulva, 588 nucleotides long. NCBI's taxonomy places the organism in Eukaryota, Metazoa, Arthropoda, Insecta, Hymenoptera, Formicidae. The record is from RefSeq and is a predicted model, not a curated record.